This is a messenger RNA of Medioppia subpectinata, 1350 nucleotides long. The record is from the annotation of a GenBank genome assembly. Lineage: Eukaryota; Metazoa; Arthropoda; Arachnida; Sarcoptiformes; Oppiidae.
AUGGCUCUCUAUACCGAUGCCGAUGACAACAACGACGAGUCCACGGGCUGUGGCAUAGGCUCGUGGCGACCAAAAUGGCUGCACCGAUGGACAACACCCCGGGUGUUUUUGUUCCUAUUUGCCCUGGAGGGUAUAUUCCAGGGCGGGUCCUACAUGUAUGUGGUGGCCUCGUUGACCACGCUGGAAAAACGGUACGCAUUCGGCAGUCUUGUGUCCGGCACUAUAUUGUUGGCUGACGACGUGAGUGGACUGAUAUUUAGGCCACUAUUUGGCUACCUGGCCAAUAAAGUGCAUCGACCCCGAGCAGUGGCCUGGGGUAUGAUGAUAGUGUCGUUUGGCUGUUUUGUGGCCACCAUUCCCUACAUGAUAUACGGCCCGGGAGUACACAUGUUGGGCACAACACUCACUAAUAAAACCUCUAUUGAGUUUUGCGAUAGCAAUAGAGAUGUAGACAGUAGUUGCGCGGGCAGUGACGGCACCCGCAGUGCGUUUAUACCAGUGAUGUUCAUAUGGAUGGCCACUGCGCUGAACGGUAUAGGAAACGCCGCCUUUUGGACAAUUGGUGUCCCGUUUAUUGAUGAUAGCGUCAAAAAGAAGAAUUCACCCAUUUUUAUAAGUCUUGUGUUUCGUGUGAAAAGGUUACUGAAAAACCCGAUUCUUAUCAGUUAUUUGAUGGGAAAUAUUCUCAGAUUAUUCGGUGUUUUGGGUUACAUGUCAUUCAAACCCAAAUAUAUGGAGUCUCAGUAUAAACAAACCGCUUCAAAAGCAAACCUAUUCACAGGAAUCAUUGGUAUUGUUCCGUCGGCUACGGGUGUGCUAUUGGGCGGAGUAUUCAUUAAAUACCUACAGCCGGGCCCUAAAGCGCUCACUAGUUUUGUUGGUAUUGUUGAAGUGUUUGGCACAUUAGGCUAUAUAUCUGGCCUGUUCCUGGGCUGUCCGCCCACACCCUUCGCCGCACUGCCAAUUAAUAAUGCAAACAAUACUCGUCGUGCGAUUGUUUCGGUGGUGAAGGUGUGGCCACAGAGGGCUACUGUCCCACCGAUUGUGACAACAGCAUUCAUACCAUACCCUCUAGUAUACGGAGCGGUCAUUAACACUGCGUGUGAGGUCUGGGAGUCAAAGUGUGGUAAAACCGGUAAUUGUCUGGUCUAUGAUUCGGACAAAUUCCGGAACCGACUCCACGGCCUGACACUAACCCUGUAUUUCUUGGGAUCCGCUUUGGAUGUAAUCGUCGUAUUCUUGUCGUCGAGAAUCAAGAAUCUAUACGACGACGAGGAAGAAGAUAAUGACGACAAUAAUGUUAAUAAUGAUCACAAUAUAGAAUCAGAAACAAUAAAUUAAAAAUGUUAA